Molecule: messenger RNA, 1149 nt
Organism: Bufo bufo (common toad)
Lineage: Eukaryota; Metazoa; Chordata; Amphibia; Anura; Bufonidae
Product: gap junction alpha-3 protein-like
Biological process (GO): cell communication
Cellular component (GO): connexin complex
Source: RefSeq, a predicted model, not a curated record
AUGCUCAAAUGGGGAGACUGGAACUUGCUAGGGAAACUUCUUGAAAAAGCACAAGAGCAUUCCACAGUUGUGGGCAAAGUUUUGUUGACAGUCUUGUUCAUUUUUCGAAUACUUGUCUUAGGAUCAGCAGCUGAAAAAGUUUGGGGAGAUGAGCAGUCCGGCUUCACCUGCGACACAAAACAACCCGGUUGUCAGAACGUGUGCUAUGACAAAACAUUUCCCAUUUCACACAUUCGAUUUUGGGUGCUUCAGAUUAUUUUUGUAUCAACGCCAACUCUCAUUUACCUAGGAAUAUCCUACAUCUUGUAUCGCUUAGAAGAAAAGCACAAGCAAAAGGAGAAGUUACGUCAAAGCAAGGAAGGCCCUCAGAGUGACAAACAGCCACUACUUCACCCAACAAAACCCUUGAAGCAACCACUGAAAGAUGAACUGGGCAAAGUGCAUUUGCGAGGGGCACUUUUGCGCACAUAUGUUUUUAACGUGCUCUUCAAAACCUUAUUUGAGGUAGGAUUCAUUGUGGCACAGUACUUUCUGUAUGGAUUUCAGCUGAGGCCGCUCUACACAUGUAGCCGGUGGCCAUGUCCCAACACUGUGAACUGCUACAUUUCACGUCCUACAGAAAAGACAAUAUUCAUUCUCUUCAUGUUGGCUGUAGCAUGCUUGUCUCUGCUGCUCAACCUGGUUGAGAUUUACUAUCUGGGAUUCACCAAGUGUAGACAGGGCCUAUCAGGGUCACAUUACGAGUCGGUGCUUAAAGUUCCAACAAAGACUGGAAGCAUUACUCAUACACAUAUUAUUCCACAUUACCCCCACUACGCUCCAGAAAAAGGAUCCACUUUCAGCCCAUCUCUGCCAUUUCCCCUCUCUUCCAGUAAGAACACGCCAUCUGCCAUAGAUAGCAGCCAGGCUGCAAGGAAGCAGAACAGAGAGAACCUUGCUGUUGAACGGCAUGGUAUUCCAGAGAUGAAUGUAGCAUUAGAUAGUGGAAGUGAACUGGAUCAUAAUGAACAGCAGAGGCUACAAAGCAGAAACAGUCGGCAGAGCAGCACCAGGUCAAGGCCCGGGGUGCUUGCAGUGUGAGGGGUGCAACUGGGGGGUUAAAAAGACUGCAGAAAAUGAUAGCCCACUGAACAUGCUUUCAGUCUGUGA